AUGGCGCAUAAAUCAGCUUCCAAAACCCUCGUGGUCCUCGACGUGGGCCUUAGCGGGCCUACCGCGGGGUUGUCGUUUAAAGAAAUCAUAUCGCGUGGCGAGAUCAUCACGCUCCCGGUGGAAGGCCAGAAGGCAACCCCAAUCUUCUCCGACACCCAGUUUGUGGCUCUUCCCGAUGGAGUAGUCUACAGUGAGCAGACGCAACGCCUGUACUACACCAACAUGGGGGUGCCUCCUCUCAACGAUGGGAGUGUCUGCUCUGUCCGUCUUGACGGCACCGGCGCCCAGCCUGUCCUGGCCCCGGGCCAGAUUCACACCCCAAAGCAACUGGCGCUUGAUUCCAAGAACAACAAGCUCUACAUCUCGGACCGCGAGGGCCUGCGCGUCAUGCGAUGCAACCUGGACGGGUCCGCCCUGGAGACACUCGUACAGACGGGAGACUUCAAGAAUGCCCAAGAUGCGCACGACUAUACCAAGUGGUGCAAAGGGCCGUCCAAGGGGAACCAGGGCAGGAUCUUUUGCGCCCCCAUGGAGGCCAGCGGGUCGAGAGAGCCAGUCUGCGUUCUCGACAAUCUUCCCGAGCCUAUUGACUUGGACAUUGACGAGAAGACAAACACCCUCUAUUGGACCGACCGCGGCGAGAUCCCCUACGGGAACACAUUCAACCGGAUACAGCUGGACGUGUCCGGCACCCGCCCAGCCGCGGAACACCCGGACGCAAAGACGGGCCUGAGACACGAAAUCCUGGUCCAGAACUUUGACGAAGCCAUUGGCUUGGCCCGCGACGCGGACACUGGUCGAUGGUUUGUCUCGGACAUGGGCGGCACCGUCUGGGCGUUUGAGGCCGAUGGCAAAAACAAGACCAGGAUAUACGAGGACAAGGACCGUGCCUUUACCGGUAUUGUGCUAGCAAGGACUUGGAACUAG
Molecule: messenger RNA, 927 nt
Organism: Hirsutella rhossiliensis
Lineage: Eukaryota; Fungi; Ascomycota; Sordariomycetes; Hypocreales; Ophiocordycipitaceae
Product: 3-hydroxyacyl-CoA dehydrogenase-like protein LAM1
Exons: 2
Coding region: 1-927 (308 amino acids)
Source: RefSeq, a predicted model, not a curated record